AUGGAUCAACCUUCCCCAGAUUCUCUGGGCCGUGACUCUUCUCCAGAUGCUCCCCGGAGUCUAUUGAUGCCGUCAAGGAGUGUCCGGUCUCUUCAAGGCCCUAUUUCCCGGGCGGAUCGAGGACCGACAUUGCAUACCAGCAGAACAUGGACGACCAGCAGUGGCGAUCAUGGUAUCAUGAGUGAUACAGACGAAUGGGAAGACCGCGCAUCGUUUGUCCAAGAGUACAAUCGCCUCGCGACCAAGCACGGGGUAAGGAUCUUGGUCAUUGAGGACUUUGACUUUCGGAACUCUACAAACCAGCCUACAAGCCCUCGCAAACCAUCAUGGCUCCGGCGCAUCCUACGGUCCGUCUCUAGUCAGCCCACGCCGAUGAAGCCACCGGCACAUCAACUUCCCCGUCACAAGCGAAGCGUCUCGGACUUUGCCCACAGUCUGCUACACCGCAACGAAUCCCCCAAGAGGCUUGAUCUCCAGACAAUGGUACGAAUCUGCGGCAAGAGUACGCUCUAUCUUCCCUCCGAGCACGCCCCGUCUGCUCUCAUCCUACCGACAAGCAUCCGUGCUACUGCGCAUUACCUCUCUCAAAAUGUUCCGACUCGAGGCAUCUUUCGCAUUCCAGGGUCCAUUCGGGUUGUCAAUACCCUAUACGACUAUUACUGUUGCAUAGAACAUGGCAAUGUUGGCAUCACGGGCACUGUCCGAUGUCCUACUCUGCCAACGCAUGUUCAUGCCUCUGUCAACGAUGUCGCUUCAACCUUCAAACGUCUUCUCUCGGUCAUACCUGGUGGUAUUCUGGGGUCACUAUCUCUCUUUGAUGCUUUUGUUGCCGUCAAUUCCCAGCUCCAAGGAGAUCCUGAGCUCACUCGCACGAAACAGUCUCGGGUACGGGCACGACUUAUUGCACUGGCCGUCGCAACAGUUGAGUCGCAGUUUCGAAGAGAGCUCAUCUGCGCUGUAUUUGGGUUGCUCAGCUUGAUUGGACGACACGCCGAGACUACACCAAGGGAAGAUGAAUCAGGACAUCCAUUGCCGACUACAGACUUGAUGGGAUACAAUGCGCUUGGCAUCGUCUUUGGGCCACUCCUAUUGGGAGACAUGCUGGAACACUACACCAUGAAACUGGCCACCCCGAAAUCAGGACUAUUGGUGCUUCCCUUGAGAUCCCCGAAACUACACAAAGACCGCCGCAGGGGAAGGGCAUCAGAGACCAAGGACUCACGCCCUCCCACGGUAGACAAGAUCCACAUUGCAAAUACUAUUGCAGAGAUGCUCAUCUCCAACUGGAGGGAUGUGGUACGGCAGAUGAAGUCUCUGGACGUUCAUCGACAAGAAGAGUUGCCCAACCCUGGCCGGCAACACGAGCCUUUGCCAUCAUCACAGUCCAACUUCGUCCUUACCAAACCUCGAGGCUGGGAUCAGACCUGGAGCAGCGGACACGAAGAGAUACCUAAAGAGGGAAGUCCAAGUUUGGCAACGCCAACGCCCGGAGUAUCAAGACAACGAUCGAGGAGCCACAGUAGUCCAAGAUCAACGAGACCUGUUACGCGACCUAGCGUUGGUAUUCUCAGUCCGACUGUCGAAGAGACCAGCCCAGAUGAUGGUAGUUCUCGAGAUGCAAAGAGCCUGGCCAGACGCCAUGUCCCUGGUAAAGAGAAGGAUGGCACGCCCUACCGUCGACCUGGGCAUGUCAACACCUCGUCGAGACCAGAAUCCAUGCCACCUCUUGUGCAGAGAGCCGGCUCUACUAGAUCUAGAGAGACUGGAGAGACCCUAGCAGAUGUUCUGAGUGGCAAGCUGGGGGAGUCGACACUGCUGGGCUUCUCGAGAAGGUCCAGCUUGCCUUCUCGCCUGCAAUCGAAGCAAAGACCAGAUACCACGAAUACCUCCAAACCCAAGCCCCCCAAAGCAUCCAAGGAUGUUCCCAUUGAGCGAAAGAAUGCGAUACGAAGGAAGAAGAACCCAGCAAAAGAUAAACAUCGAAAGAAAUCUGGUCAUCAACCAAUUGCUGUCGAGUGGCCAGAGACAACUACCGAAUCAUCAACAGCGACAGACUUUCGCGACUCUCAAUCUAUUCAUCUCGAGUUCUCGUCAGAACAAGAGGCCCUGGAGGCAGCGAUUAAAGCUCAUGCCGAGGAGAUGAAGCAGUUGGAGGCGUUGGAUGCAGCAGAGCAGCAAAGAAACUCUGUUGCCAGUCACCACACUGAGAGGCAAGGACUUCCGGACAUCAAGAUGGGAGAGUCCAUUCAGAACGGCGAGAACACUUACUUUGCUUCAAAUGUGGUUACACAACGAGACAGCAAAGCACCUGCGGACCAUGCUUCCCUUGUACCAACGCCGAGGGAGUUUUACUCGCCGAUGCAAACACCUCUCACUCUGACCGAAGAGAAUGUUUCGUGUCAUGGGGUGUCUUCUCCCGAGGUUCUUAGAGCGGCCUAG
Fusarium falciforme is the source of this 2439-nucleotide messenger RNA. Its product is annotated as Rho-GAP domain-containing protein. The record is from RefSeq and is a predicted model, not a curated record. The transcript has 3 exons. Bases 1 to 2439 code for a protein of 812 amino acids. NCBI's taxonomy places the organism in Eukaryota, Fungi, Ascomycota, Sordariomycetes, Hypocreales, Nectriaceae. Gene Ontology annotation, biological process: signal transduction.